Messenger RNA from Ictalurus punctatus (channel catfish), 381 nucleotides. It is a transcript of the gene nppcl2, whose product is annotated as natriuretic peptide C-like 2. Bases 1 to 381 code for a protein of 126 amino acids. Gene Ontology annotation, biological process: cGMP biosynthetic process; receptor guanylyl cyclase signaling pathway. Gene Ontology annotation, molecular function: hormone activity; hormone receptor binding. Lineage: Eukaryota; Metazoa; Chordata; Actinopteri; Siluriformes; Ictaluridae. The transcript is spliced from 2 exons. Gene Ontology annotation, cellular component: extracellular region. The record is from RefSeq and is a predicted model, not a curated record.
AUGGCCUCUUCAUCUUCUCGCCUUUUUGCUCUCUUCCUUUUAACCGCCAUGAUGACACAGGUAAUGAGCCGACCAUCGUCAAGGAGACCAGACUCUCAGAUUCUACAGGAUCUGUUUGGAUCAGAGAUCACUUCCCUCUUAUUGUCCCAGCUGGAGGUCACAGAAGGCUCAGCUCAAAGCCCCGCCCCCUCCGAAAGUGAUGGGCGUGGUCUAUCAGGACGUGUUGUGAUGGAAGAACCUCUCCGCCAUGUGCCCCGCCCCUUCCUGGACUUCCUGACAAGGCAGAGGAAGUUACGGGUGUGGAACAGGAAGGGCUCGGCACGCGGCUGCUUUGGGAUUAAAGUGGACCGCAUUGGAGCGCUCAGCGGACUGGGCUGCUGA